Messenger RNA from Lasiosphaeria miniovina, 1443 nucleotides. Its product is annotated as kinase-like domain-containing protein. Gene Ontology annotation, biological process: peptidyl-serine phosphorylation; peptidyl-threonine phosphorylation; regulation of transcription by RNA polymerase I. Lineage: Eukaryota; Fungi; Ascomycota; Sordariomycetes; Sordariales; Lasiosphaeriaceae. The coding region runs from base 105 to 1118 and encodes 337 amino acids. The transcript is spliced from 6 exons. The record is from RefSeq and is a predicted model, not a curated record. Gene Ontology annotation, molecular function: protein serine/threonine kinase activity; ATP binding. Gene Ontology annotation, cellular component: nucleus; cytosol; protein kinase CK2 complex.
CGUCCGCAAUCUUCACCACCCUCGACCAACAUUGCAUAGCAACCUUCCAAGCGACCCCAGGCUGUCCCAAGCUGCGCGCAACCCGGCGCCCCUCCGUCGCAAUCAUGGCUCGUGUCUAUGCCGACGUAAAUCAGAACCUGCCCCGCACGUACUGGGACUACGACAGCGUCAACAUCAGCUGGGGCGUUCUGGAGAACUACGAGGUUGUGCGAAAAAUUGGCCGCGGUAAAUACUCGGAGGUUUUUGAGGGCAUCAAUGUGGUCAACUACCAGAAAUGCGUCGUCAAGGUGCUCAAGCCAGUCAAGAAGAAGAAGAUAAAGCGCGAGAUCAAGAUCCUGCAGAACCUGGCCGGCGGUCCCAACGUUGUCGCACUUCUCGACGUUGUCCGUGAUUCCCAGAGCAAGACACCCUCUCUGAUCUUCGAAUAUGUUAACAACACGGAUUUCCGGGUGCUCUACCCAAAGUUCAACGAUAUCGACGUUCGGUACUACAUCUUCGAGCUCCUCAAGGCGCUAGACUACUGUCACAGCAAGGGCAUUAUGCACCGUGAUGUGAAGCCUCAUAACGUUAUGAUUGAUCAUGAGAACAGGAAGCUGCGCCUCAUUGAUUGGGGUCUCGCGGAAUUCUACCACCCUGGCACAGAGUACAACGUUCGCGUGGCUUCGCGCUAUUUCAAGGGCCCCGAGCUGCUUGUCGACUUCCAGGAGUACGACUACAGCUUGGACAUGUGGAGCCUGGGCGCAAUGUUCGCGUCAAUGAUCUUCCGCAAAGAGCCGUUUUUUCAUGGCGGAAGUAACUCGGACCAGCUCGUCAAGAUUGCCAAGGUCCUUGGCACUGAUGACCUGUUCGACUACUUGGACAAGUACGAGAUCGAGCUUGAUUCGCAGUACGAUGAUAUCCUCGGUCGCUUCCAAAAGAAGCCGUGGCACAGCUUCGUCAACGCCGAAAACCAGCGCUUCGUUAGCAACGAGGCCAUCGACUUUCUGGACAAGCUGUUGCGAUAUGACCACGCGGAACGUCUCACGGCCAAGGAAGCAAUGGCGCAUCCCUAUUUUGCGCCAAUCCGCGACGAGGUCACUCUCCAGCAAUACUUGGCUGGUGGAACACCUCAGGCCUAAGCCGAGGUAAAGGUAGGGCGGCAUGUGGUCGCUACCGCCCUUCCCCCUCUUCUUCCUCAACCACACUUUAGCUUGCCGUUUUUCUUUUGGCUACCGAGACCGAGAGGGAGACGGUUCGACUUUAGUGUCAACGACCUGGUUCCCGCGGGCGCAGCGAAAAGAGCGAAUGGAGAAAAAUAUGAGACCAAAAUUGCCGUAUCUGAGAAGGACAACCUUCACCCCCAACCUCACUCAGCCUCCCUACCCCCUACCCCCCAAAGAAAUGAAAUACCGGUACUAUUUCGUGUAUGCGCUGCAGUCUCCUGUUGGAAUACCCCCCACGUAC